Molecule: messenger RNA, 543 nt
Organism: Puccinia graminis f. sp. tritici CRL 75-36-700-3
Lineage: Eukaryota; Fungi; Basidiomycota; Pucciniomycetes; Pucciniales; Pucciniaceae
Exons: 1
Coding region: 1-543 (180 amino acids)
Source: RefSeq, a predicted model, not a curated record
AUGUCUAGAAGAGGCUCAAGAAUCGCUCAAGAAUCAAUGAAGGCUCAAUUCAACAAAGGCGUGAAGGACACCCCAAAUUGGAAUGUUGGCAAAGAGGUUUGGCUGAACAGCAGGAAUAUUUUGACAACAAGACUCAGCCCCAAGCGGUACCACCAAUGGCUGGGGCCAUUUCAAAUCUCUAAGAAAAUAUCCCAAUCUGCCUACAAACUGACUUUGCCACUAUCCAUGCAGGGUGUUCACCCGGUGUUCCAUGUUUCAGUACUGCAAAAGCACAGCUCAGACACCAUCACUGGACGACGCCACACAUCACCAGAGCCGGUACAGGUCAACAAAGAUAAGGGGUGGGAAGUAGAAGGCGCACUGGACUGUUGGAAAAGAGGGAAGACAGUUGAAUACUUGGUCAGCUGGAAAGGAUUUGGACCAGAGGAGAACUCGUGGGAACCGGUGGACAACUUGGAACACUGCCAAGAAUUGGUUCCUGAAUUCAACACCAAAUUUCCAGAUGCGGCGUCAAGACACAAGAGUUCACAGAGAAUGAAGUGA